CCCUCUCAUCUCCCCUCCAGACAGGAGAUGCCAGCAUAGUUUCAAGUGUCCACCUGAUCCAAGAAGCUUACUCCUCACCAGCAUCACUCUCCAACCCAAUGUCCAGUCCUGUCUCUGUCUGAAGAGUUGGCUUUGGGAAUGGUUCCUGUCUGAAUUGGCAUGUGUUUUGUUGUGUAUAUUUUCACCCCAGCUUUAAAAAAGUCAUUAUAGCAAUUCCUACACAUUGAGUUCCAACAAUGAUAGUAAGUUUCAAUUCUCUCUCAAGACAAGAACGUGUUCCUCUUCUUCAUGCUUUAGAAACAGCCUUUUGCUUAAAAAAAUUAGCAUGUUUGAACUUUCGAUGGGAAAUAAAUGCUUUGCUUCUUGUGUUUUUGUGUGUUCUAGAAAUCCUCACUGAACAGUGUCCUGUUUCCUGUGCGUCCUUGCCUGCUCAGCCGGGAUGAAAGUCUUCAAGUUGAUCCUCCUCACCUUUGUAUUUUCAUCCUGCAAUGGACAAAAUCCAGUGACUGUGCUGUGCUCCAUAGACUGGUUCAUGGUCACCGUGCACCCCUUCGUGUUAAACAACGAUGUGUUUGUGCACUUCAGUGAGUUACAUUUGGGCCAGGGUUGCCCUGCCAAUUAUGUUCAGCCAUACGCCUACCAGUUCACCUACCGCGUUACUGAAUGUGGCAUCAGGGCCAAGGUUGUCUCUCAGGACACGGUUAUCUAUAGCACCGAGAUGCACUAUGCUUCAAGGGGCACGUCAUUGAAGUACGUGAUCCCAGUGUCGUGCGCUGCUCCCCGGCACUCGCCGUGGCUUACUACGCCCUGCCCUGUGGGUUUAGCCCGCGGGAGUGCGGUCACAACCCAGGAUGAUGAGGCACCCUGUGAGGUCUUUGAAUUGUCACAGCCCAGGCAAAGAAGGCCCAUCUGUGAUUGUCCACCUUGUGUCUUCCGUGAAGAAGAGGGGACGCAGGCUGAGCGUCCCCAAGCAGAGGCUCAGGAGGCCAAUCCUGAGCAGUCACCUUACUUUGUUGAUAUGUCUGAAGAUUGGUCUCUUCGCUCGGAUGACCUGAUUGAGUCCAUGUAAUCCUCAUCUUUAGGGCUGGCUGAGGAUGAUGUUUCUAGAAUUAGUGUAGUAUUUACUAAUAUCAGAAGAUGAAAUAUUCAUGUGGUCCUUUUAUGAGAAAGGGCAGCCCAUGGCAACAACUUAGCAAAUAAAGCUUUUCUAUAUUUUUUGUAUCCUUUUGUAAAAGAAAAAAAAAAAUAAACCUGUUAUGGCAUAAAAAUAGCACUUGAACAUUUUUAUUUAAGAAACACAUAGCUUUUUCUAUAGGCCAGACACUGUCCUAAGUGCUUUACAAAUGUUGAAUGCCUGAUCUGUUCUUUCUAGGAUGACUCCUGUCUCCUUUAAGCUCCUGUAAGGAAGCCUUCCCCAUCAGAAUCUCUCCCUCUGCAUCCCCAUUUCACUUCUACUCUGCACCACUCAACUUAGUCUUAAGUUAAAUGCCUUCUUAGUUUGAUCUACGGCUGUAUCACCUUUCAUCCAUGGAAGACACAAAUUGCAUGAGUGACUUAUAAACCAUCAAGAGUCCUCAGAAUCACACAGUCAUACCCCACCAACAAGAUGGUAAGCUCCUUGAGGCCAAGGGCUGAGUCUUAUACUUUACUCACAGACUGAAAGUAUUUUGAAAGAGUUUUUGGGGUUUUUUGAGGGGGAGGGUUCCCCAAUACGUGUGAUCAGAAAAUUUUCACCAAAGCUUGGUUGUCCAUUAGCUUUUUCAAAGGCUUGGAGGGAAAAGGAUAAGUAAAUUGAGUCAACAAAUAUUCAUUGAGUGCUACUCCAUGCCAGUCACUGUCCUAGGCACUAAGGAUAUGGCAGUGAAUAGAAACUGAGGCUCAGAGAAAUUGAGGCCACACAGCUGGUAAACAAAUAAGUAAACAAAGAUAGUCUCAAAUAGUGACAAAUGCUAUGAAGAAAUGAAAACAAAAUGAUAUGAGAGAAACUGGGGAAGAGGCCAGUCAGGGAUCUACUUUAGCAAGAGUAGCUCAAGGGAGGAAGGCCUCCGAGGACUCUUCAUUUGAACUGAGCCUUCUACGUGAAGAAGGAGCCAGCUCUAGAGCAAGAAUAUUUCAGAUAGUAGAACCAUCUUGUUUCAUCCUCACUACAACCCUAGGAGCAAAGUAUUCUUCUUAUACCCAUUUUCAAAAUAAGAAAUCUGAGGCACAGAGUGA
Loxodonta africana (African savanna elephant) is the source of this 2214-nucleotide messenger RNA. RefSeq names its product placenta enriched 1 (gene PLAC1). The transcript has a single exon. The record is from RefSeq and is a predicted model, not a curated record. Bases 440 to 1069 code for a protein of 209 amino acids. NCBI's taxonomy places the organism in Eukaryota, Metazoa, Chordata, Mammalia, Proboscidea, Elephantidae.